Xylona heveae TC161 is the source of this 6666-nucleotide messenger RNA. RefSeq names its product calcium channel subunit Cch1. NCBI's taxonomy places the organism in Eukaryota, Fungi, Ascomycota, Xylonomycetes, Xylonales, Xylonaceae. The coding region runs from base 1 to 6666 and encodes 2221 amino acids. The record is from RefSeq and is a predicted model, not a curated record. Gene Ontology annotation, biological process: calcium ion import across plasma membrane. Gene Ontology annotation, molecular function: calcium ion binding; high voltage-gated calcium channel activity. The transcript has 13 exons. Gene Ontology annotation, cellular component: membrane; voltage-gated calcium channel complex.
AUGGCUUCCAAUUCGCAUGCCCAAGGGGACCCGUCAACUCCGCAAUCAAUCCCUCUUCGCGAUCUGACGCGGCCGGCAGAACCUGAAGACGUCACUGGACAAUCCUCGCAUCGAAGAACUGGAAGUGCAAGGAUAAGGAGCCUUCUGAGGAGCAGAGACUCACACGGUCACCGGCCAUUCAGCAGAGGGUACGCCAGAGUUGAAGGGUCUCCAAGUCCGCCGAUAAGGACACGACACCCAUCUCCGCCGCGACUUGUAGUUCCAUCGAAUACCGACGCAACACCGUACGAUGAUGACAUUGACGGUACAGAUGAGGCAUCGCUGGAGGAUCGGAUGGGAUUUCAAGCAGCGACAGCGGGCUUAAGCUUCCAGGCUCCCUCGUCGACGCUGCGACUUCCCUCUUUCGAUAGUGUGCGUGGUGGAGACAGCCUGGACGUGACACAUGCCCUCGACUACGAGGGCAUAUCGCCGCUUUCGCCCGCGCCGCAUAGCCCCCAUUAUGACAAUAACGCAGACUACUUUACUUCGACUGAUGCAGAUACGACACCCUUAACGAACAAUACACAUUUACAACCUAUCAGCGGCGCAGGGCCGUCCACCCCUCGACGACAGUCGCGGGACCGGACAAGCUUCCAGACUAUCCACUUCACAACUCCAGAUUCCCACUCUCCUGGUUCGAGAUUGGGUGAUGAUCUUCCCAAUGUCGAGGCCGGCUUGGGCAGUGGGUCGAAUGGAAGCAGGGUUGGAAGAUCCGGCUCCAGCGCUCGGUCACGGUCCUUGUCUCCAGCAUCUGCCGGAUCACCAUUACACCGAGCUGGUUCCAUUGUUCGCAAGAUGUCGCAGCGAGUCGUCAACCUCAGUAAUGAGCCGGAGAUAGUCGAACAAAGCAUUGCAAAGAAAUCCGUUGACGAGUCGUCGCGCCUUGACGGCCCUCCUUCUUUGCCGGCUAUGACUGAUUACGCGCAUGAUGAGCCAGUGCCGCCUCUUUCGCCCAUUGAAAAGGCUCCACCGUUAGCUUUUAUCGGUAGAGCGCGGCAUGAGUAUGAGCAGCAAGCAAAUCCGCUCAAAGGCAAGUCGCUGGGGAUAUUUUCCCCUGACAAUAAGCUGAGGAUGAAGCUUUGCGACGUCUUGGUUCAUCCUUUUACGGAGCCUUUCAUUCUCAUAUUAAUCAUUUUCCAAACGAUUCUUCUAGUUGUGGAUUCUGCGCCGAGUGUUUGGCAUGAUCCUAGAUCCAUGCGCUGGGGUUCUUCCUGGAUAGAUUAUGCUUUACUUGCGCUUUUCGUCAUUUACACGCUGGAAAUCAUGGCCAGGAUGAUCGUAUCUGGGUUCAUUUUGAACCCUGUCGAAUACAGCACACUCAAUCGCCAGCUCGGUUUCAAGAAUGCGGUAAUAGAAAAGGGUCGGGACCUGAUAGCACCGCACCGACAGCCGUCGAAGACGAAACAGCAGGCCCCACUUGACCCUCAGCCUUCACUGCUCCGGAGUUUCACUGGCAAUCAGGCACAGAUUCAAAACCCAAACCAUAGCAGACAGCAGCAGCGCGUGAGACUUGCGCACCGUGCAUUUCUUCGUCAUUCUUUCAACAGGCUUGACUUCGUUGCUGUGGUCUCUUUCUGGAUCUCUUUCUGCCUUGGCGUAGCUGGGAUUGAAUGGACCAGACAGAUGUACGUAUUUCGGAUGAUGAGCUGCCUUCGCAUCCUAAGAUUACUCGGUAUUACAAGCGGCACGUCGGUGAUUUUACGAAGUCUGAAAAAGGCUGCACCAUUGCUGGUCAAUGUGGCCUUUUUGAUUGGCUUUUUCUGGCUUCUUUUUGCAAUCGUAGGGGUUCAAAGUUUCAAGUCGAGUCUCCGUCGAGGGUGUGUCUGGGUGGAUCCUGAAGGCAUCCAGGCCAACUACUCGCUCAAUGACUCAGGCGAUUACCAAUUUUGUGGCGGCUACCUCGACAAUACAACGGGCCUGGCGCUUCCCUGGAUUUUUCCCGACGGCACACCGGGAACAGGAAAGCACAAAGGCUAUCUGUGCCCACAAAACUCCUACUGCGUUCAACAAGACAAUCCAUAUAGUGGCACAGUCAGCUUCGAUAAUAUCCUCCAAUCUCUAGAAAUGAUUUUUGUCAUAAUGACUUCGAAUACCUUUACCGAUAUAAUGUAUUAUACAACCGACAGUGACUUCCUUGCCGCUGCUAUAUUCUUUGCUGCUGGCAUCAUCAUUCUCAGCCUUUGGCUUAUGAAUUUGCUUGUUGCAGUAAUCACGUCCUCAUUUCAAGUCAUUCGGGAGGAGAGUAAGAGGAGUGCCUUUACGGCCGAGAAAACUAUAAACAGCCAGUCGACACUUGAAUCAGAGCCAACGCGACGAAUAGGGACUUUAAAGCGGCUCUAUGAAAAGUCGUCUGCUUUUUGGGUUCUUGUUAUUGCGUUUGACAUGGUCUGCAUGUGCUUUCGAAGCGCAGAUAUGUCAGAUACACGGGAGCUAUUCAUUGAUGCUUGUGAGACUAUAAUAACUCUCAUGCUUUUGGUCGAAAUCUUCUUCAGAUUUGCAGCAGACUGGCGCAACUUUUUCAAAAGCAAACGGAAUAUGGUGGACUUGGGACUUGCAGUCGUUACCACUAUCAUUCAGAUUCCCGUCAUUCAUAAUUCGGGCAGGCCAUACGCAUGGCUCACAAUAUUCCAGAUAUUGCGCAUCUAUCGGGUUGUAUUGGCAGUUGGAAUAACGAGAAGACUCAUUCUUGUUGUCUUCCGAAAUGUCAAGGGUCUAAUCAACUUAAUUAUUUUCGUGUUCCUCAUUACAUUUCUCGCCGCAAUCUUUGCCGUCCAGCUUUUCCGAGGUGAGAUUCCUGCUGAGGACGAUGGUGGUGACACGAUACGCAUAACUUUCAGUAAUAUCUACAAUGCGUUUAUUGGAAUGUAUCAAAUACUUUCCAGUGAAAACUGGACUGAAAUUCUCUAUGAUGUCACUGCGUACGAUGUUCAUUUUAACACCGCCUGGAUUGGGGCUGCGUUCCUUAUCAUGUGGUACAUUCUUGCAAAUUUCAUUGUUUUGAACAUGUUCAUUGCUGUCAUUCAAGAAAAUUUUGAUGUCAGUGAGGACGAGAAGCGAAUGCAGCAAGUCAAGACAUUUCUGCAGCGCAAGGAUUUGCAUGGAUCAAAUCAUGGUAAUCUGUCUUUAUCCACCAUCUUCCGUUUUGGACGGUCGGGCGGACGCCGCCGGCCGAUGGAAUUCGGAAAAGCUACAAUGGAAAUGCUCCUAAAGGAUGCCGUCGUCAGAGACUUUCUAGACGAUACUAUCGAGCUAGGCGACGACGGGGCCGUUGAUGAGCCUCCUAACAGCAUGGAGUCUGCUCAGCCAGAGGAGAAGCGUGGUUGCUUUGGAAGAGUUAAACAAUUUUUUCAAUCUCUUCGAAACCGAGAAAUCAAUCCAUUCUACUCACGUUUACAGUUCUCCAAGGCCUAUGAUGAGCUCGACCCCCGAACUAUGGCAAAGGAGGUCGUUUCGGCUACGGAACGGCAGAAGCGCGCGCAGAGAGAGUACCUGGUGCGUCAUCCGACAUACAAUGUUUCGCUGUUCAUUUUCAAGCCAUCAAAUCCUGUUCGUAGGUUCUGUCAGCGCAUUGUGGGUCCGGCCCGAGGUGAUCAUCGUGUCGAGGGUGUCGAACCAAUCAAGCCAGUGUGGUAUGCAUUCUCUGCUUUCAUUUACGCCGCAAUUGUUGCCAUGGUUCUGCUCGCCUGCGUCACAACGCCACUCUAUCAACGAGAAUACUUUUUGUACAACCAAUAUAGCGUCAAGAAUUGGUUUGUGUUCACAGAUAUGGGUUUCGCUGCACUGUUUACUCUUGAAGCUUUAAUCAAGGUCAUCGCCGAUGGCUUCUUCUGGACACCAAAUGCAUAUUUCAGAGGCUCAUGGGGUUUCAUCGAUGGUGUCGUGCUGGUGACCCUGUGGAUUAACGUUGCUACGUCCCUUUACAGCGAGGGCUCAGUAUCAAGAGCAGUAGGAGCUUUCAAAGCAUUAAGAGCUUUGAGAUUGUUGAACGUUAGUGAUAGCGCUCGCGAUCUGUUCCAUGCCGUCAUCAUCCGAGGUGGAACAAAGGUCAUUUCGGCGAUGUUUGUGUCUCUGAGUUUGUUGAUUCCAUUUGCCAUCUACGGCUUGAAUCUCUUCAAUGGCCAAAUGUUUCAAUGCAAUGAUGGUAAUUCAGACUUAGUCAACCUGACAGACUGCGUCAACGAAUUCAUGAGUUCGCCUUACGCGUGGGACGUUUUGGCGCCUCGUCAAGUUUCCAAUCCAUAUUACAGCUUUGACAACUUCGGUGAAGCACUCUUCAUUCUCUUCCAGAUUGUCUCGCAGGAAGGAUGGGUGGACGUAAUGUGGAGCGCAACGGACAUGGCCGGGAUAAACAAGCAGCCUCAACCAUUUGCUUCGCAAGGAAACGCAAUCUUCUUUGUAAUAUUCAAUUUGCUUGGAGCAGUCUUCGUUCUGACCCUCUUCGUGUCUGUCUUUAUGCGGAAUUACACAGAAGAGACAGGCGUCGCCUUUUUGACCGCGGAUCAACGAGCUUGGCUUGAGCUGCGCAAGCGACUCCGACAAAUUUCGCCGUCGAAACGUCCAACAAAUAUGCCGGAACAGUCAUGGCGGCAUUGGUGUUACCGUCACGCAGUGAAAAAGCACGGCCGCUGGCAGAAGUUUAUUACCGGUGUCUUGAUACUACAUUUGCUUCUCCUGAUAAUUGAGUUUUACCCUGGUGUGACAUGGUGGGAGACUGUCAGAGAUAUCAUAUUCCUGGUUUUUACCAUAUUCUAUCUUUUUAACAUUAUCAUUCGAGUCGUCGGACUUUCCUGGUCACGCUUUCGGAAGAGCGCUUGGGAUCUGUAUUCAAUCUUUGCAGUAUUCGGAACCUUUGUGACAACUGGUCUGCUGCUAGCGAGUUUCCAGGAGACCACUUACGUUCAGCUUCACAAGUUGUUCCUUGUGUCCAUUGCGCUUCUUCUGAUUCCGCGAAACAAUUCGCUAGACCAGCUCUUCAAAACUGCUGCAGCAAGUCUAGGCGCGAUCGGUAAUCUCUUGGCCACUUGGUUUGUUCUUUUCCUGGCAUUUGCUAUCGCUCUUACACAGACCUUUGGCCUCACACGGUUUGGUGAGAACGAAAACGGAAACAUCAAUUUUCGUACCGUUCCCAAAGCACUGAUCUUGUUGUUCCGCACAAGUUGCGGUGAAGGGUGGAACCAGAUCAUGGAAGACUACGCAACCAUGACUGAACCUACUUGUGUUCCAGAUCAUGAUUUCUUUGAAAGUGAUUGCGGUAGCCCGGCAUGGGCUCGAGUUCUCUUCAUUACUUGGAACAUUCUCAGCAUGUACAUUUUCGUCAGCUUGUUCGUGUCUCUCAUUUACGAAAGCUUCAGUUAUGUCUACCAGCGAAGCAGUGGACUUUCAAAAAUAACUCGCGGAGAAGUCCGAAGAUUCAAGCAAGCCUGGGCAAUGUUUGACCCUAAGGGUACGGGCUUCAUCUCAAAAGAAGCCUUUCCCCGACUUUUAGGCGAACUCUCCGGUGUUUUCGAAAUGCGUAUCUACGACGGUGACUUUACUGUCAGGCGAUUGCUCGAAGAUUGUAAAGUGCCUCGUGGAAACAAAGAAUUCGUGGAUUUAACCGACGGCCUCGACCUCAAAAUGUUGGCACGCAAGCUCUCCAAGCUUCCCGUGGAUGAAAUUCGUCGGAGGCGACUGCAAAUGAAUACAUUUUAUGAGGAAAUGCUUGUAUCCGCAGAUCCCGAUCGAGGACUAUCGUUUACUCAAGUGUUGAUGACCAUUACUCAUUACAAGGUCAUUAAUGACAACAAGAGCUUAAGACUGGAGGAGUUUCUCCGCCGCCGUGCCCGGCUACAACGAGUGGACGAGGCCGUCCGUCGACAUAUCGUUAUUGGAUUCUUCGAUACCAUCUACUGGUCUCGCCGAUUCCGCCACGCCAUUGCGUCUCGUCGUUACAGUCGCCUUACGACAGUACCGCAACUCAACGUGCCAGAAAUUUUUGUCGACGCCGAAGACGACACAAACGCGCAACGCGAGCAAGCAGAGUAUCAAUUGUCACAAGGCCAGAGUGAGAGCGCAAUGUCUUCGCCUAUUGUGUCACCUUCAAACGUCGACUGGUCUCGGCCAUUUACCAGCAGCUCGGACGCUGCACAAGCCGCUUCUCAGCCUGGCGCAUCCAUCCGCGCCCGAGCAAAUUCCAGUCCUGCAACAGGCGCUAACGGGAGCGGCAGCGCCGGCGGAGGCAGCGUAUAUCCGUUUUCUUCACAGGCAUCAGGGACGGGUUACUUUGAUGGCACAUCGUCCCCGACAUCUCUCCAUGGCGGCCAUUUUAUUGGUCGAGACGGAUCCCUUGACGGCCCACGCAGUCGGGGUGUUGGUCUCAACCUCAGUCUCGACACCAACGUUGGCAGUAACUUCGGCGGAGGAAACUGGAGUCGCCCUUCCAACGACCCCCAUAGUCCACGAAGCCCCAUCCCUUCAGACCGUGCUCUUUCCAUUGUUCCUACGCCUAAUGACAGUCGUCGAGGCAGUAAUGUUACCGAUGUCAGUGCACAGGAAGUACUCGAUGUUCUGGACAAUUCGAUCUGGGGUGAGAGUAUUCGGCGGAGUUUUUCAGUGAGGCGGCCGGGUGAUCCACCAGUGCCGGAGUAG